Molecule: messenger RNA, 1319 nt
Organism: Chelmon rostratus (copperband butterflyfish)
Lineage: Eukaryota; Metazoa; Chordata; Actinopteri; Chaetodontiformes; Chaetodontidae
Gene: rundc3ab
Product: RUN domain containing 3Ab
Exons: 12
Coding region: 12-1319 (435 amino acids)
Cellular component (GO): cytosol
Source: RefSeq, a predicted model, not a curated record
CCUCCUCCUGGAUGGAGUCCGGCUGUUUGCAGGCAGCGAUGGCCAUGGGAGAUGUCUCGAAGAAAGCGUCGACCCGGAACGUGGCGGUGGAGCGCAAAAACCUCAUCACUGUCUGCAGGUUUUCAGUAAAGACAUUGUUGGAGAAAUACACGGCCGAGCCCAUUGAUGACUCAUCUGAGGAGUUCAUCAAUUUCGCAGCCAUCCUUGAACACAUCCUCAGCCACCGCUUCAAAGCUGCACCCGCUGGCUCCGGCAGCUGGUUUGAUGGUCAGAGGAGCUACUGGGACUACAUCCGCCUGGCCUGCGCCAAAGUCCCAAACAGCUGCAUCAGCAGCAUCGAGAGCAUGGAAAACAUCAGCACCUCACGAGCCAAGGGGCGAGCCUGGAUAAGAGUAGCCCUGAUGGAGAAGAGGCUGUCUGAAUACAUCGCCACCGCUCUGAGGGACGGCAGAACGACCAGGAGGUUCUAUGCAGAAGGAGCCAUCGUGUUAAGAGAGGAAGCCACAGUCCUAACGGGGAUGCUCAUAGGUCUUGGAGCCAUAGAUUUUAAUUUUUGUCUGAAAGGGGAGGCCUUGGAUGGGAAAUCUUCUGCUGUGAUUGACUACACACCAUACUUGAAAUUCACACAAAGCUAUGAUUACAUGAGUGAUGAUGACGAUCGACAGAGUGUUGACAGCAGCACGAGUGACGACAGCGUCCCUGAACACCCCUACAUCCCCCUUGUCACCGACGAGGAGAGCUUGAGCACAAAGUGUCGCAAGAUGGAGCAGAGGUUCAAGAUCGUCAAUGCUCAGAAGGGUUACCUGGAGGAGCUUGUGCGCCUGCGUGAGUCCCAGCUGAAGAACACGGAAACAGAGAACAAGAGGCUAAAGACCCGACUGGAGGAGCUGCAGAGCCACAGCCUGCAGGAGAAGAAGGAGCUGGAGGCCAUAGUCCUGGAGCUUCAGGAGCAACUGACAAGCUUGAUUCCAUGUGACUCCAGCCACCUGGCCAAAAACCUUUCAAUCCCAUUGGUCAACCAGUGGCCGACGCUCCAGCCAUACAACAGCCAAGACGACGUCAAGCUGUUCCGCAGGAGAAGUUUCCCCAGCACAGAGCUGCUGUCAGUGGAGAUCAGCCUGGAUUCAGACUCCCACAGGAUGGAGGGGAAACAGAAUGGAGGUGCCUGGUGCACAGAAAAGGACUACACCCCCUCCAUGAUGGGCCUGUGUGGGUCCUUGGCCUCCCUCCCGAGCUGCAAGUCUCUGGCUAGCCUCAAGUCCAGUGAGUGCCUGGUCAAUAUCAGCACAGAGAACAGCCCUGCCCUCUCUCCCAGCUAG